AUGGCCACCAUCCCGCAGCCGCCUGGCAUCCCCCUGCUGGGCAACCUGUUCACAAUCACCCCGAGCAACACGUGGGCUUGCCUGAAGAAGCUGGCGGAACAGUACGGCGAGAUCUUCCAGAUCACGGUCCUGGGCCGCACCGUUGUCUUUGUCGCCAGCGUAGCCCUGGCCGAGGAGCUGUGCGACCAGGCGCGGUUCCGCAAGUUUGUCGGCGGGCCCGUCGUCGAGAUCCGGGCCGCCGUGCACGACGCGCUCUUCACGGCCUUUGACCACGAGCCGAGCUGGGGGGUGGCCCAUCGCAUCAUGGCCCCGCACCUGUCGGCCGCCGCCGUGAGGCAGCGAGGCUUCCUCGAGAUGCGCGACCUGGCCAACGAGCUCGUGGCAAAGUGGGAGAGGCUCGGCCCUCGCGCCGCCGUGUCCCCGCUGGCCGAGCUCCAGCGGCUCGAUCUCGAGACGACCACCUUUACGCUGCUGGGCGCGCGGCUGCACUGCCUGGACGGGCCGCCGCACCCCAUGCUCCAGGCCAUGGAGGACGCCACCUCGGAGGCCAUGCUGCGGCCCACCCGGCCCGGGUGCCUCAACCUGCUGCGCCGGGGCAGGUUCAAGCGCGCCAUCCGCACCAUGCGCGAGUACGCCGACCGGGUCGUGCGGCACCGGAGGGACAACCCGACGGGCCGCGACGACCUGCUCGCGGCCAUGCUGGACGCCCGCGACCCCGAGACGGGCGAGAAGCUGACGGACUCGCAAGUUGUCGACGAGAUUGUGUCCAUGCCCAUCGGGAGCAGCACGGCCCCCUGCCUGCUGGCCACCGCCAUCUUCCUGCUGCUCAGGAACCCCGAGGCCGUCGCCCGGGCCCGGCAGGAGCUGGACGCCGUCGCCCCCGGCGGCCGCGAGCUGGCCGCCGACGACCUCGACCGCCUGCACUACGUCCACGCCGUCGUCCGCGAGUCGCUCCGCCUGUCGUUCGCCGCCCCCGGCUUCAACAUCGAGCCCGUCCCCAGCGCGAGCAGAGCCCCCGUCCAGCUCGCCGGCGGCAAGUACCAGGUGGCCCACGACCAAGCCAUCAUCGUCGUCAUGGCCGGCGUGAACCGCGACCCGGCCGUCUUCGACGACCCGCUGGCCUUUCGGCCCGAGCGCAUGCUGCCCGACCAGCUGGCCGCGCUUCCCGACGGGGCCAAGAAGUGGUUCGGCAACGGGAAGCGCGAGUGCAUCGGGAAGCACCACGCCUGGCAGUGGAGCGUGCUGGUCCUGGCCACGCUGCUGGCAAAAGUCGACUUUGCCAUGGCCGAUGCCGAGUACGAGCUGGAGCAGGACGGCUGGUUCAACUACCGGCCGGUUGGCUUCAUGGCCAACGUGACGGUGAGAUAG
Molecule: messenger RNA, 1368 nt
Organism: Ustilaginoidea virens
Lineage: Eukaryota; Fungi; Ascomycota; Sordariomycetes; Hypocreales; Clavicipitaceae
Exons: 1
Coding region: 1-1368 (455 amino acids)
Molecular function (GO): heme binding; monooxygenase activity; iron ion binding
Source: RefSeq, a predicted model, not a curated record